Molecule: messenger RNA, 1929 nt
Organism: Closterium sp. NIES-67
Lineage: Eukaryota; Viridiplantae; Streptophyta; Zygnematophyceae; Desmidiales; Closteriaceae
Source: the annotation of a GenBank genome assembly
UUCUGGAGUCUAGGGAUCCAUACUUAGUUGUCCUACCUCUCUCGUUCCUCAUUCGCUCCUCCCCGCAAUUCCCCCUUCGUGCGCUUUCUUUCCACCUCUGUAUCCGUCUACUGAAGGAGCGAAAGCAAAGGCCUAUAAGCGUUUGUGUUUGUCCUCCCGCCGCUCCCAUGGCGCGUAGCGCCCCUCGAGCAGCUCGUCUCACCGCGUCGCACCCUCGUUUGCUUCUGGCGCUCGCUUCGCUCUUCGCUUUACUCCCCGCGACUCGCUUCGGGUGCCAUGCCUGGGGCCACGACGGGCACGCGUUCACGUGCGCCGUCGCUCAGGCUCUGCUGUCUGACGAGGCAGCAGCAGCAGUGGCGGCUCUUCUCCCUCUCAGCGCCAAGGGCAGUCUCCCUGCCGUGUGCUCAUGGCCCGAUGUCAUCGGGCACACCAAGGGAUGGGCGUGGUCCAGGCCGCUGCACUUCAUUGACACGCCGGACUUUGCAUGCUCCUAUGAUGAAACCCGUUAGUCAAAAUCAGAGGUGACUGUGCCUUUGCCCACCACCCGGGAGUCUGUGUUGCCAAUGCCAUCCUCAACUACACCUCCCAGCUCCUCUCUUACUCGCCCCAGGUGAUUUUUGAGUCGACUCAAAAAUCCACCCACUCCCCCUCCCACCUCCUCUCCUACCCCCGCCGCUCCUCACCCCUAUCCGCCUCCUCCCACCCCACUGAACCUCUUAAUUUCUCCCCCCCUUCCCUCACCGCUUCCUCCCGUCGAAGCCUCAUGAGGGGGUUUUAUGAGGUGGGAGGGCUGGCGCUGGGGGGAGGUAGGGGGGAGGCGGAAAGGGAGGAGGGAGAAUGGGAGGAGGGAGGAGAAGGGAGAGAAAAGGAGGAGGGAGGUGAAGGGAGAGAAGGGGAGGAGGGAGGGGAAGGGGAGGAGGAGAUGGUGCGGGUCGUGAAGGCAGUGGUAGGGGAAGGUGUGAGGAGUGCUGCUCAUGCCUCCCUUGUUGCUCCCGACAUUGCUGCGACUGCUGCUGCUGCUGCUGCUGCCGCCUCUGCUACUCUUGUUGGUGCUGCUGCUGCUAGUGAGCACGGAGCACCAGGUGCAGGGUCCAUAAGGCGCUACAAUCUGACCGAAGCACUCAUGUUCCUGGCGCACUUUGCAGGAGACAUACAUCAGCCUCUGCAUGUGGGUUUCACGUCGGAUCUGGGCGGCAACAGGGUGCAUGUGUCAUGGUUUAAGAGGAAGACCAACCUGCAUGCGGUGUGGGACGGCUAUAUAAUAGCCACGGCCAUCCACCUCCGCUAUAAUGGCAGCCGGACCGCCAUGCUGCAGGGCAUCGCACACCAACUCGCGUCAGACUGGCGCCCCCUCAUCCCUGCUUGGGCCUCCUGCCCUGGGGACGUCCCUUCUCUUGCUUCUGCCGCUGCUGGUUCUUCUCUUGGUGCUGCUGCUGCUGGUGCUGAUGGCCACGCCUCUGCUGCUGCAGCGACCCGUUCUCCCGCUCAAGCUGCAGCCUGUCCAGCCGUCUAUGCCAUGGAGAGUGCAAAGGCUGCAUGCAAGUGGGCCUAUCGCAAUGCAACACCUGGUGCCGUGCUUGGAGAUGACUACUUCAUCUCCCGCCUGCCUGUUGUGGAGAUGCGCAUUGCCAUGGGUGGGGUGCGCCUUGCUCGCAUUCUCAACCACGUAUUUGCUCGGCCAAGCGCGGUCGAGUGAAAGAGCGGCUAUUGUUUUGACAUGUAAUGUAACGCCAUCCACGAAGCUCAUACUCUCAACCACAUGGUUUCUUGAUUGAGGGCGGUAUAGUCGCUUAUUAUUUCAGCAUUCCCCUUAUAGAGUAGUGAGUCUCAGUAGAAACGUUAAGUAGAAUAAGACAUACAGGUUGAUUUUGUGCAAGUGUUGUACCCUCUAAAAGCAUGCACCUAUCUAGCCUAUUAUAACAUGUACAA